AUGGAGACAAUGUUGGUAUCGUCGCCUGUGAAAAAGCGGAAGAAUAAAGAUGAAGACCACAAGUUGUCGAAAAAGCGAAAACACCAUGAUCCCGGCACACACUCCAGUCCCGAACACAAGAAAAAGGAGAAGCAUCACCGCAAACACAAAAGCAAUGCUGAGCCACUACAUCCAGAAUUCUCCUUGGAGCAUACGAAACCUCUCAGCAAGUCGCAAGGCUCUCAAGCCGACUCCCAAGACCCCAUAGAUUCCUCGCCUUUCCACCUCGUCGAAACGACAUUAUACCUACCUCUCUCGCCGAUCUCAAUCUCUCCCACUCACGCUCUCUCAUGCUUGAUAUCCGAACACGUUGCGCCACUACUAUUAACUUACUAUCCACCGGUCCGAGGAAUAGUCCUUGCCUUCUCUAACCCGUCAAUCUCAUCCACACCUCCCCACCCUUCAUCAAGCUCCCACCAAAGCGCUACAACUCCGCAACCGCUUACUCUCGCCGUAACUGCUGGCGAAUACGGCGUCCUGUACGUUUAUCUAACGAUCACCUUACUCGUCUUUCGCCCGGAGCGCGGCCAGACUCUAGAGGGAUGGAUAAACGUGCAAUCGGAAGGUUUCCUGGGCGCCGUCGUUCUCAAUCUCUUCUCCGUCGGAAUCGAACGCAAACGGCUCCCCCCAGACUGGAAAUGGGUAGCUCCCGGCCAGCAACCGGAAUCAACACCGACCAUGACCCAGGACGAAGAUGAUUCCGACACCAACUCAGAUACGGAAAAUUUUCGCCCGCUUAAAGGCGAUAAACAUAUUCCCGAUGAGCAUGAUGAUGAGGCGUCUGCAGCGAUGGGGUAUUUCCAGACGCGUUCUGGGAAACGGGUUCGUGGGAUGAUUAAGUUCCGUGUGAGGGAUGUGGAUGUAAUUCCCGGCAGCGAGUGGGAUAAGGGCUUCCUUAGUCUUGAAGGAACAAUGUUGAGCCCGGUGGAAGAAGGAAAGCUGAUUACAGAAGAGAAGAGACGGAUUUUGGGGUAUCAAAAAGGCGUGACUAUCGUUCAGAGCAGUGAUGGUGAUGUGGAGAUGUCUGGAGGCCUCGUGGCCGAAGAAAGUCGCGACGAUCGCGCAGCAGGGAGUGCGGAGAAAGAGAAGAAGAAGAGAAAGAAAAAGUCGAAGCAAUAG
This is a messenger RNA of Coccidioides immitis RS, 1158 nucleotides long. Its product is annotated as RNA polymerase I subunit Rpa43. Gene Ontology annotation, biological process: DNA-templated transcription initiation. NCBI's taxonomy places the organism in Eukaryota, Fungi, Ascomycota, Eurotiomycetes, Onygenales, Onygenaceae. The transcript has a single exon. The record is from RefSeq and is a predicted model, not a curated record. The coding region runs from base 1 to 1158 and encodes 385 amino acids. Gene Ontology annotation, cellular component: RNA polymerase I complex.